Hyaloperonospora brassicae is the source of this 2004-nucleotide messenger RNA. The record is from the annotation of a GenBank genome assembly. NCBI's taxonomy places the organism in Eukaryota, Oomycota, Peronosporomycetes, Peronosporales, Peronosporaceae.
AUGUUUGCGCAAAGCUCCCGUCGCGCUCUGUCAACGCGCUCGUGGGUCGUCACGCGCUCUCUGAGUUCGCUCCGCACGCAUUCGUGUGGAGAACUCCGCCAAUCGCCUCACGAAGGGCAACACGUGACGCUGAGUGGAUGGGUGGACGCACUGCGUCCAUUUGGUCAUGUCUCGUUUGUGUCACUUCGGGACCGGUACGGCGUGACGCAACUUGUCCUGGAAAAGGAGUUUCUCCAAUCAGCAGAAAAUGUGGUGCGUAGGAUUCGACCCGAGUCCGUCGUGCAAGUUUCAGGCACUGUUCGGGCUCGACCACUUCAUAUGCGCAACGAGAACAUGGCGACGGGAGCUAUUGAGGUCGUUGUCCACGCGAUAACCGAACUGAACACGUGUGUGAACUUACCAAUGCAAGUGGCUACGGGAUCACUUGUCGCGAACGAAGACACGCGACUGCGGCAUCGGUACUUGGACCUCCGUCGUCCAGCGUUGCAGCAGAACCUCAUUAUCCGCUCACAGAUAUCACUCGCUGCGCGUAACUUCUUGUGCGCGGAGGGGUUUCUGGAAAUCGAGACGCCGACGCUGUUCAAAAGCACUCCAGAAGGUGCACGAGAGUUUCUCGUGCCAACACGUAAUCGAGGGCUGUUUUACGCGUUGACGCAGAGUCCGCAGCAGUACAAGCAGUUGCUUAUGGUGGGCGGGUUGGAUCGGUACUUCCAGCUGGCGAGGUGCUACCGUGACGAAGGCGGUCGAGCAGACCGUCAGCCAGAGUUCACCCAGAUCGAUUUGGAAAUGUCGUUUGUCACGCGCGAAGACGUAAUGCACUUGGUCGAGCGCCUGGUGAAGCAAAUGUGGAAAGCUGCGGACAAGGAGCUACCGGAUCGUCCAUUUGUUCGCAUGACUUUCGACGAGGCUAUGCACCGCUUUGGUGUAGACAAACCCGAUACACGGUAUGGUAUUGAGCUGCAGGAUGUCGACGACCUGUUGCAAGGAUGCGAGUUUGGCCCAUUCAAGACGGCACUAGCAGAUCGCCCUGUCAAGGUCCAUAGCAAACGCGGAGUCGUUCGUGCCAUCAAUGCGAAGUGCCUCUCAUGUGGUGCUGGAGUCUCGCGCAAGGACAUUGGUGAACUGGAGAAAGCAGCUAAGCGCGCAUCUAGCACUGCCGCUGCGUUUGUCGUCAAGGUGAAGCCUGGAAAGCAGUGGCAAUCGUCGCUCGCUAAACACUUGUCGACUUUCGAAAUCGAUCAGCUGAACGAGCGUCUCGACGCUGCUGAAGGCGAUGUUCUCAUUUUCUCUGCCGGGCCAUACCACGAUGUCAAUACGUUGCUCGGACGCUUGCGCACCCACGUCUCGCGGAUGUUGUACGCCAUGGGUUUCUUGCAAGCAGAGCUGGACCCGACCAACUUCCAUCACCUCUGGGUGAUUGAUUUCCCCAUGUUCGAGCGCAGUGAAGAUAACGAAGAUGGGGUCGCUCCUGACAGCGAAGGCAGCGUGCCGCUGUCUGCAACACAUCAUCCUUUCACCGCGCCUCACACUGACCACGCAGCACUUUUGGACGAGAUCUUGACACAUGCUGCUAAAGGCGAAGCGAAGAGAAGUUUGCUGGAAGACCCAUUGGUCGUCGAGAAGCUACUGAGUCUCACGGCGCAGCACUACGAUAUCGUAUGCAACGGCUGGGAGCUGGGAGGAGGAUCGAUUCGUAUCCACCAGGCACAGCUGCAACAAGCUGUGUUUGAAGAUGUGCUCGAGCUGCCACAGGUGCAACGUCAGAGCUUUGAGCACCUCCUACAGGCUCUCAGCCACGGAGCUCCACCUCACGGCGGCAUUGCGCUGGGCCUCGACCGCCUCAUUGCAAUUUUGUGCGGAGCGCCGAGUUUGCGUGACGUGAUCGCGUUCCCAAAGACCUCCUCAGGCAACGAGCUGAUGACCAAUGCACCAGGACCAGUGCUCCCUGAACAGCUCAAGGAGUAUCAUGUCGAGGUGCAGCACGAGAAAGAGCCAUCUGACUGA